Molecule: messenger RNA, 844 nt
Organism: Exaiptasia diaphana
Lineage: Eukaryota; Metazoa; Cnidaria; Anthozoa; Actiniaria; Aiptasiidae
Product: peptidyl-prolyl cis-trans isomerase FKBP3
Exons: 6
Coding region: 29-739 (236 amino acids)
Molecular function (GO): peptidyl-prolyl cis-trans isomerase activity
Source: RefSeq, a predicted model, not a curated record
CCGAGCCUCGUAUCAGUGCACUUUCAAGAUGGCUGAACAAGAACCAAGUCGAAGUUUUACGGACGAGCAGUUAAAAUCAGAUGCAGUUUCAAAGAAGGAUAUUAUCAAAUUUCUUCAAGAUCAUGGAACAUUUGAGUUUCUUAAAGAGAUGAAGGUCAAUGGCAAGUUGAAUAACAUAGCCAAGACAAGCAAGAAAGACCAUCUUAUCAUGGCAUACAAUAGCCUUUUUGAAAGAAAAGCCUUUAGGAAAGCUGAUGAAGCCAGCUUGGAGGACCAGCUUAAAAUGGACCAGCUAAGCAAGCACACAGCAGCUGUCAAACUGGCAGAUGAAAAGAAAGCUGCACAAAAAGAAGAAGAAGCGCAUCAAAUUAAAGAGGAACCUAAAUACAAAAAGAUUAUUCUCAAGGCGGGAGACAAGAAAACCUUCCCUUCAAAGAAUGACAAAGUGUCAUGUUUGUAUACUGGUAAAUUGGAAGAUGGCACUAUAUUUGAUACCAAUUGCUCAGUAACUGCAAGAAAAAACCGAAAAGGUGAAAUAAAACCUCUUAUCUUUCCAGUUGGAACUGGAAAAGUCAUCAGAGGGUGGGAUGAAGCGUUAUUGACCAUGAGUAAGGGAGAGAAGGCAGAACUUYACAUUGAGCCGGAGUGGGCAUAUGGAAGAAAGGGACUUCCUGAUGCAGGGAUCCCACCAUUUGCAACGCUCAUCUUUGAGGUAGAGCUUGUCAACAUUGCUGACUAAUCAGCAGACCAGUAACAAUUUUGUUCAUCAAAAAUGUCAUUAAUAUGAUGUUUAUAUAUAUUUGUACAUAUAUCUUUGAUGUUCAAUAAAAAUCUUUGCUUAUAA